Microdochium trichocladiopsis is the source of this 435-nucleotide messenger RNA. RefSeq lists its product as uncharacterized. The transcript has a single exon. The record is from RefSeq and is a predicted model, not a curated record. Lineage: Eukaryota; Fungi; Ascomycota; Sordariomycetes; Xylariales; Microdochiaceae. The coding region runs from base 1 to 435 and encodes 144 amino acids.
AUGAACCCCAAGAACGCAGCCAACCCAGCACCACUGCUGCGCGUCUUCACCACGCUGAUCCGCACGCACCACAUCACGAGCCGCAAGAAGCUCCAGCGCGUCAGGAAGGCCGCCGCGCAGCACGCCGUGCCCUACGUACUCGUGCGCAGCGGCGGCGCGCCAGGCAUCAUGUACGCCGAGGCCGCCGACGAGGCCAGCGUGGCGGACUGGGUGGCGACGGUGCAGAGCCUGCGCUACAAGGACUUCCAGUGCGUGCAGAAGCCCGCUGUCGCGCAGGUUGAUGUCAAACCGAUAGCAUUGCCUGACCCGUUGGCCAGCAUCGACCGGGGCGGGGGAGCGGGGUUUGAGGAAGUGACGAGCACGACCGAGUUCGCCGCCAGGAUGCAGGAGAGAGGUCUGACCGGUUGGUUCAAACAGGGCAUGGGCUAUGGUUGA